GUUGCCGUGGCGCGGAGAACUCUGCAAAACAAGAGGCUGAGGAUUGCGUUAGCGAUAAACCAGUUCACGCCGGAGCCCUGGGAAGGAAGCGUCUCAGUUGGAUCCGGCCUCUCCGCGGGACUCUGAGGAAAAGCUACCACCAGGUAGACGCCGUCUGUCACCAUGGGUAAAGGAGACCCCAACAAGCCGCGGGGCAAGAUGUCCUCGUACGCCUUCUUCGUGCAGACGUGCCGGGAAGAGCACAAGAAGAAACACCCAGACUCUUCCGUCAAUUUCGCCGAAUUCUCCAAGAAAUGUUCGGAGAGAUGGAAGACCAUGUCUGCAAAGGAAAAGUCGAAAUUUGAAGAUAUGGCAAAAAGUGACAAAGCUCGCUAUGACAGGGAGAUGAAAAAUUAUGUUCCUCCCAAAGGUGACAAGAAAGGAAAGAAAAAAGAUCCCAAUGCUCCUAAAAGGCCUCCGUCUGCUUUCUUCCUGUUUUGCUCUGAACAUCGCCCAAAAAUUAAAAGCGAACACCCUGGUUUAUCCAUUGGGGAUACUGCAAAAAAAUUGGGUGAAAUGUGGUCUGAACAGUCAGCCAAAGAUAAACAACCAUAUGAACAGAAAGCAGCUAAGCUAAAGGAGAAAUACGAAAAGGAUAUUGCUGCAUAUCGUGCCAAGGGCAAAAGUGAAGCUGGAAAGAAGGGCCCUGGCAGGCCAACAGGUUCAAAGAAGAAGAAUGAACCAGAGGAUGAGGAGGAAGAGGAAGAGGAGGAAGAAGAUGAAGAUGAUGAGGAAGAGGAGGAAGAUGAAGAAUAAAUGGCUAUCCUGUAAUGAUAUAUGUGUGGAGUGUGCGUGUGUGCUCAGGCAAUUGUUUUGCUAAGAAUGUGAAUUCAAGUGCAGCUCAAUAUUAGCUUCAGUAUAAAAACUGUACAGAUUUUUGUAUAGCUGAUAAGAUUCUUUGUAGAGGAAAUACUUUUUUAAAAAUGCAGGUUGUAGCUUUUU
This is a messenger RNA of Ailuropoda melanoleuca (giant panda), 981 nucleotides long. It is a transcript of the gene HMGB2, whose product is annotated as high mobility group box 2. The coding region runs from base 163 to 795 and encodes 210 amino acids. The record is from RefSeq and is a predicted model, not a curated record. Gene Ontology annotation, cellular component: nucleus. Gene Ontology annotation, molecular function: DNA binding. Gene Ontology annotation, biological process: regulation of transcription by RNA polymerase II. NCBI's taxonomy places the organism in Eukaryota, Metazoa, Chordata, Mammalia, Carnivora, Ursidae. The transcript is spliced from 5 exons.